Messenger RNA from Alosa alosa (allis shad), 1069 nucleotides. RefSeq names its product transmembrane protein 97 (gene tmem97). The record is from RefSeq and is a predicted model, not a curated record. NCBI's taxonomy places the organism in Eukaryota, Metazoa, Chordata, Actinopteri, Clupeiformes, Clupeidae. Gene Ontology annotation, cellular component: endoplasmic reticulum. The transcript has 3 exons. Bases 115 to 648 code for a protein of 177 amino acids.
AGUGAAUGAUCACCGCCCUUUUUCAUUUGACCAGGAAGAAUAUUACAGCCUAUUUUACAUGUAUUGUCUUUGGUGUAGCCUUGUCUGAGAUUUCCAAACCCUUCUCCAGUCAAAAUGGUUAUUCGCAUAUUAGAGAUAAUUUAUUUUUUGUAUUUUGCCUCCCACAUUCCAAUAACUUUAUUCAUCGAUUUCCAAGCCUUACUACCGGAGCAUGUGUUCCCUCAAACGGUUAAACAAUUAAUGCGAUGGUACGCCGCUGAAUACAAAGAUCCAAUGAUGCUGGACCCUCCUGUGUGGUUUAAAUCCUUUAUAUUCUGCGAGGCUCUUGUACAACUGCCUUUCUUCCCUGUUGCUGCAUAUGCAUUUUGGAAAGGAGGCUGCAAGUGGAUCAGGACCCCAGCAAUUGUGUACUCGACGCAUGUGGCCACAACCUUAAUCCCCAUCCUGAGUUACGUCUUCUUCCAUCAGUUCCCUCAGACCCCCUAUCCUGGGCCUCAGACCAUGCGGGAGCGGCUCACUCUAAUGUCCAUUUACGCGCCAUACCUCAUAGUCCCUGUUAUGUUGCUAUUAACGAUGCUCUUCAGCUCUACAUAUACAGGGGCCUCUCAGGGAGGAAGGUCCAAAUCGAAGUCUAAGAAAGUAAAAUAGACGUCAUGUCAUAACUUCCUGUGUGUGACACAUGUGAAUUUGUGAUGUAUUACUUACAACGAUACAAAAUUGGUUUAGAGCAUGAUCUAUUUAUAAUUGUGGGAUCUAUAACAGCUCAGGUGUAGCUAGUGAGACACCGUACAGGUAGUGAAUAGAUGGCAGUAUCAUAACACAAUUGACUUUGCAGGUUUACAAUUCACUCAGAUUAGGCUUCAGAAUUGCUUCCGACCACUGCACAAUCAAAACUGUUCAAGAGAAAGACAAUGAAAACAUGAAUCUGCAAAAGAUUUAUUCAAGUAUAUUUCACUAUAAUGUGAAAUGUGUCUACAUGUCAUUACACAUAAGACAGAGGGGAUUUGUAAUUUUUGUACAAUUACUAUUUAUGCAAUAAACAAAAGCAAAAAAUGGUUGCAAAUUUGAA